Suillus discolor is the source of this 966-nucleotide messenger RNA. RefSeq lists its product as uncharacterized. NCBI's taxonomy places the organism in Eukaryota, Fungi, Basidiomycota, Agaricomycetes, Boletales, Suillaceae. The record is from RefSeq and is a predicted model, not a curated record. The transcript has 3 exons. The coding region runs from base 1 to 966 and encodes 321 amino acids.
AUGUAUAGGGAUCUGCACGGGUACUACUGGGGUGCGGGUACGGGUCGGGAUUCUAAGACCCGCGCUCUUACCUGUACCCCAGCUAUACUCGUGCCUUCGGUAAUUUUACCUCUCGUCCUCGCACACUCCUCAACUGCAACCGUCAUCAACGUCUUCGCUCACCAUGCCACUAUCAACAUCUUCGCACCCAGCAUUCCCGUGUGCACGCUACAACCGGCACCACCACCAACACUGGCACCUAAUGCGCCUUCCCAAGUCCACCAACUCCACGUUCACAGCGCGCGCGCCCGAAACGCAUCAACAAGUGUCGACGCGAUGCAAACGCACGCGGAUGACAUGCGAGGACGAAAGGACAAGAGAAUCGAAGAAGGGAGAAGGGAUGGUAUAGAGAUAAAGGAGGAAAGAGGAACUCGAGGAGACGAGACUUUGGGCAUGCUGGAAGUGAGUACUCACAUUGAAGACUCUACCCCCAGCAACAACAAUGACAUCAUACAUGUCACGUCGCCAGCACCUAUCUUUGUGCACCCAGCACUCGCACCACCACCAGCACUCGCACCACCACCAGCAUUCACACCACCACCAGCUUUCACGCCAAUGCCACCAUCCACAAUGCCAAUACCACCAUCUGCGUCACCUUCGCCAUCAUUCGCACCACCAUCUUUGUCAUUCGCGCUGGCACUAGCGCAUACCCCAGCGACACCAUCACCAACGACCACUACGCCAUUCCCAAUGCGACGGAUGCCAUGCGCGAAUGCCCAGUGCGCGCCCCUCCUCCUUCUUGUGCCAUCCACAUAUGUUCAAGUCACGUCAGCAUUCACUGACGUGUGCUGGACAUAUGUGCUAAGCACUGGUGGAUCUAUGACCCGUGGGUACACCCUUGAUGGGUUGUACCCCGGGUCCUUACUUUGCUACCCACUGUGCAACCCGUACCCUUGCUGCGGGUGGUUCACCCGUGCGGAUCCCUAA